AUGUGGUGUGUUGCUACCACCGCAGCUCCCCUUCAUAGCAUUCCAGCUGCUAGAGGAUAUAAUCAGAUCGAAGCAGUUAACCAGGAUGAAGAUCCUCCCCAAUACACACUUGACGGCGCGGCUCUUGAAAAACCACCGUCAACGCGCAGCCAACUGGAAUGUCGCAUUGUCAACCUCUGGAAGAAAGUCUGGCUGGGACUUUAUCAGAUCGAUGACAAUGAAGAUCGCUAUCAUUUUGAGAGAAUCGAGGCUCUUUCUCUCGGGGCUGGUUUGACUCGCACAUAUCGAGUUGGCGAGCUCCAAGUUCUCAGGCGUCAUUUUAUUCGAAGCGAGACCAACAAUGGCGUUGCUGCCCUCAAACUGUUCCCAGGUCUAUCUCUUUCAAUUCUGCUAUCUGUGCUCCAGAUUUUGGAGGCAUACGAAAGUGAAAUUGGCAACCUCAACCUACUCUAUGCCAUUUUGCGGAGUGGUCAGCUUGCCCUGCAUGAGGCUGCUGAUCUUGCUCACACGACUGUUGUUCGAACCGAAUACAUGGCAAUUGCAGAGUCAAUGGAGAAGAGAAUUCGACAGUAUGAUAUUCGAAUGGAUGUGCUUAAUAUGGAAAUUUGUGACGAGGCGAUGGAGUUCCACGAGCGACGCAAGGGAGAAUAUAUUUAUCACAAAGCAUUCCCAAAUAUGUGGUGA
Messenger RNA from Penicillium paradoxum, 684 nucleotides. RefSeq lists its product as uncharacterized. The transcript has a single exon. NCBI's taxonomy places the organism in Eukaryota, Fungi, Ascomycota, Eurotiomycetes, Eurotiales, Aspergillaceae. The coding region runs from base 1 to 684 and encodes 227 amino acids. The record is from RefSeq and is a predicted model, not a curated record.